This is a messenger RNA of Cheilinus undulatus (humphead wrasse), 1782 nucleotides long. It is a transcript of the gene samd14, whose product is annotated as sterile alpha motif domain containing 14. The transcript has 11 exons. NCBI's taxonomy places the organism in Eukaryota, Metazoa, Chordata, Actinopteri, Labriformes, Labridae. The record is from RefSeq and is a predicted model, not a curated record. Gene Ontology annotation, cellular component: actin cytoskeleton; postsynaptic density; dendrite. Gene Ontology annotation, biological process: actin filament organization; neuron projection development; calcium-mediated signaling. Gene Ontology annotation, molecular function: actin filament binding. Bases 273 to 1529 code for a protein of 418 amino acids.
AUUCGCUCGCUCUGCCUCCAGUCGUCAGCCAGCUGAGAAGGGUGCUGAGAGUCCUGGCAGAGGAAACUACAGCGCCCAGUACCCUCCAGACCAAGCUUAAGACUGUCUGCGGGCCUGGAGCGGACUCCUGUGGAACCCUGGGAGUCGCAGUACUUGCUACCCAGCUGGUGUUGGAGGCAGAGAGAGAGAGAGAGAGAGAGAGAGAGAUAGAGCAAGAGAGGGUGACAUGUCAUGACAACCGUCAGAGAGAGAGAGAAAGAAACUGCUGAGUCAUGUCUGCCGGCCUGGAAGAUACAGACAGUGUGUUUGAUCUGAACGAGGCGAUCCCAGAGACAGAGCUGCUUGAUAACAGCAUCCAGAAAGGCCGAGCCCAGCUAUCUGUCAAAACCCGGAGGCAUCGCCCCUCUAGGUCCCGGUACCGUGACAGUGUGAGCUCAACAGAGGGUGACGACAGCCUGGAGAGAAAGGACAGCCCCUUACAUUCUGCCCGCUCACCUCUCCAGCUCGCCAUACGAGGCAACUCCCCGUCUCCUGAUUCGCUCCUGUCUGUUCGAAGCCCCGCCUUCUCGUUUGACACUUCAAUUGGGCGUCGCUCUCCAGAGGAUGAAAGAGAACCAUUGGCUGCUCCUCCACGGGGGCGGUACCACCAGCUGACCAAUGCCACAUCUCAGGAGGCUCUGGUGACCCCCAACAGCUCCCCCUCCAGGUCCUGCCCCUCUCCUGACUGUUCCCGUGUCUACAUGAGGAGGAGCAGGAGGCCUGACAGUGAAGUGUUGGUUUCUGAUUCAAGUCGAGACACGAGCCCAGCUGAUUCAGGCAGUCCCACUGUCAUCUUUGACAAGAAAACAAAGAGACGCUUUCUUGACCUGGGGGUGACUCUCAGACGUUCAUACAUCAGGGUGAGGAAAGAUAAAUCCAACAGGCUCUCUGUGGGCAGCAGAGAGCCGUCUGAGAGUCCGUCUCGCUCUUCAGGAUCCUUCGUUCCAUUCUCCUGGUUCACCGAGGGACGAGGGUCGCUAUCCUCCACUGGGACUCCCCCCUGCUCCCCCAAAAUCACCCCGCUGAGCUCCCCCAGACCCUGCAAGUCGCACUCCCAGGAGUCAGCUCUCAGCGAGGAAUUUUCUCCUCCUCACACAUCCUCCUCCACCUCUCCUCCUGUCGACUCCUCUUCCAGAUCCUCCCAUCCAUACCACACCCUGUCCCAGUCAUCUGAUGAGCCUUUGGAUGAGCCGUCCUGUCCAGUGUCUUUGUGGACGACUCAGCAGGUCUGCCAGUGGCUGCAAGGACUCAACAUGGAGCAGUACGUCCCAGAAUUCAGUGCGAAAGAUAUCGACGGUCGAGAGCUGCUGCAGAUGGAUGGAACCAAACUGAAGGGUCUGGGCGUGCUCAGUUCGUCUGAUCGCAGCGUUAUAAAGCGGCGCAUCAAAGAAAUUCAGACCGCGGCCGAGAAAGAGAGAAAAGCUCUGGACAAGAUGGAAAAACAGAAAGAAAAACAGAGGAGGAAAGACCAAGAGCAGCGCAGGAACUGACCGGAUGAUUCCAUGUUUAGUUGCUUCAGAUUUUCUGUUGGUGUAUUUCAAAGUUAGGGUUUUUAGAUGCUAUUUAGAACCUGUUUUAUGGCCUUUCUUUGCUUCCAUUAAAGCGCCUGAACACAUUGUCAGUUUGAUCUGUAAUGUGGUGAGCAGGUUUUGCCUGAAGCCCUGCCUACUGUGAAGGCUGUACCUCUGUGGCCACGCCCGCAACGAGCUGUGACAAACUUUAUGUAUUUUUCAAAUAAAUCAA